This is a messenger RNA of Carya illinoinensis, 1777 nucleotides long. RefSeq lists its product as uncharacterized. The record is from RefSeq and is a predicted model, not a curated record. Lineage: Eukaryota; Viridiplantae; Streptophyta; Magnoliopsida; Fagales; Juglandaceae. The transcript has 4 exons. Bases 71 to 1363 code for a protein of 430 amino acids.
CACCGUCACUUCCAUUCAUCUCGUACACUCACAACACUGAACACACUUCGCAGCAACUAAGUGCAGAGAAAUGAGUGGUCGAAUAACGUCGCACCAGCUCAGCAAUGGGCUCUACGUGUCGGGGCGGCCGGAGCAGGUCAAGGAGCGCCAGCCCACAAUCGCUUCGCGCGCCAUUCCUUACACCGGCGGCGACGUUAAGAAGUCCGGUGAGCUCGGCAAAAUGUUUGACAUCCAUGUCCUCGAUCCCACAUCCAAUGCUCCCCCACCUCCCCCCAAAAUAUCCCGUCUCUCCUCCUCCUCCUCCCAACACAACAGCGGAUCGGUCCGAUCCGGCAUCAACUCCGGCACGAUCCCGAAGAAAUCCUCGGGCCCGAUUCCGCUCCAGCCCACCGGGCUUAUCACCUCGGGUCCCAUAGGGUCCGGUUCUCUCCUAGGAUCCUCCACGGGUAGGGGGUCUUCGACUCACUUGGAGUCUGCCGGGAAGGCGGUGUACGGUCCAGCAGUGACGAGCUUGUCGGCAGAGAAGUUAAGUGGAGCGGGGUCUAUAGCGGUGCCUAAGGUGGCUGUGUGGGUGGUGGUGGUAGUGGUGGCGAUGGGGUUGCUGGUGGGGGGCUUUUUGAUGGCGUCGGUGAAGAAGGCGGUGGUGCUGGUGGCAGUCGGUGGCGUGGUGUUGCCUGCGGUGGUCGUGGUAGUCACUUGGAACCUUACUUGGAGGGAGAGAGGUUUGCUCGGGUUUGCUCGGAGGUACCCUGAAGCUGAACUCCGAGGUGCUGUUCAUGGACAGUACGUCAAGGUUACCGGGGUUGUAACCUGUGGCAGUAUUCCUUUGGAGUCAUCAUACCAGAGGGUAUCAAGGUGUGUAUAUGUUUCUACAGAAUUGUACGAGUAUAAAGGAUGGGGUGGAAAAUCUGCAAAUCCUAAACACCGUUGUUUUUCAUGGGGAUCUAGACAUACAGAGAAAUAUGUUGCUGAUUUUUACAUAUCAGACUUCCAAUCUGGGUUAAGAGCACUAGUUAAAGCAGGUUAUGGGGCUAAGGUUGCUCCAUUUGUCAAACCAGCAACUGUAGUCGAUGUAACAAAGGAAAACAGAGACAAAUCUCCAAGCUUUUUACAAUGGCUAGCCGACCGCAGCCUCUCUACCGAUGAUCGUAUAAUGCGCCUCAAAGAAGGGUAUAUAAAAGAAGGGAGCACUGUGAGUGUGGUGGGGGUUGUCCAACGCCAUGAAAAUGUGCUUAUGAUUGUUCCACCCACAGAGCCUGUCUCAACAGGCUGUCAGUGGAUCCGUUGCCUCCUUCCAACCUAUGUGGAAGGACUGAUUUUGACAUGCGACGACAAUCAAGAUGCUGACGUGGUCCCCGUGUAAAAAUCUUGGAUUUCCUUUAUGUUUUGAUGAUGUUAAAAGUAAAAUAUUGGUAGGGCAGAACUGAUUGAAGCGUGCCACAACGCCUGAUCAUUCUAUUCUUUCCUGUUCAAAUGAUGUGUAAGGAAGUUGCCAUCGAAGAUGCUGAAAUUGGAAGUUGGAAUUUUGAUGCUGCAAGGAUGCCAUGGAUAUAUAUGAUGUGGUAAAAGCUGGAAGAUGUAUUGUGAGGAAGCUGCACAUUUGAUUUUUGCUAAUUUUGUUUUGUACAUAAGUUGUUGUUGAGUUGCCUUGCGUCAUUAUGAGUGGGUUUAGACUCAUAUUCUACCACGGAAAUUAAAAUUACCAGUAUGUACGUUUCAGCAUCUGAUUUUAAAUUUGUUUUAAUUUAAAGAAGUGUGAAACCUCAAUAUUCUUCUA